CCCACGCAAAUUCAACACACAAAAAAAGAAAAGAAAAAAAAAUUAAGCCGAACCGAAAUCCCCUCAUCCUUCUCGUCUGUUCGUCCCGUCGUCGCCGCCGCCUCAAUCUCGAAGCCUCGGCGAGGGCUAGGGUUUCUGCGUCUCCAUGGGCUCUAAGAAGCGGUCCCCUCAGCAUCCCGCCGCCAGCGACGUCGCCGCCUCAUCCCCCGCUCCAUCCGUCGGCGGCAGCGAGGUCUCCGGCGAUGCUGGCGCACCGACGGCGAGCGGCGGGGCGGUGGUGCCGAAGCCGUCGGAGGUGGCGCCCUUCCUGACGAAGGUGUACGACAUGGUUUCCGACCCUGCGACCGACAAAGUUAUCUCGUGGGCCGAGGGCGGCGGCAGCUUCGUGAUCUGGGACUCGCACGCCUUCGAGCGCGACCUCCACCGGCACUUCAAGCACAGCAAUUUCACCAGCUUCAUACGCCAGCUCAACACUUAUGGAUUUCGUAAAGUUCACCCUGAUAGAUGGGAGUGGGCCAAUGAAGGUUUUAUUAUGGGCCAAAAACAUCUUUUGAAGACCAUCAAGAGGAGGAAGAAGUCUUCUCAGGAAGCACCUAGCGAGAUACAGAAGGCUACUGUCAAAACUGCACCUGGCACUGAAAAUAUUGAGAUAGGAAAAUAUGGUGGCCUCGAAAAGGAGGUUGAAACCCUUAAGAGGGAUAAAGCUCUUCUCAUGCAGCAGCUCGUAGAUCUUAGGCACUACCAGCAAACAUCUAACCUUGAAGUUCAGAACCUAAUUGAACGGCUUCAGGUAAUGGAACAAAACCAGCAGCAGAUGAUGGCACUUCUAGCGAUUGUUGUCCAGAAUCCUAGUUUUCUCAAUCAGCUUGUGCAGCAGCAGCAGCAGCAGAGAAGAACCAGCUGGUGGAAUCCUGAUGGAAGCAAGAAAAGGAGGUUCCAUGCUCUUGAGCAGGGCCCUGUAACUGAUCAGGAGACAUCUGGCCGCGGGGCACAAAUAAUUGAGUAUCUUCCUACUGUCCCAGAAACAUCUGGUCAAGUAACUCCAAUGGAAGGAGCCAUUUGUUCACAACCAGUUCCAAGUCCUGCAGUUGCCACACCCAUGGACAUGCAAACAACGUCUAACAUUGGUGAUACUCUUGGUUCAUCUGAGGAGCCUUUCACUGACAAUUCUACAUUACAUGAAUGGGAUGAUAGUGAAAUGCAACUUCUGUUUGAUGAUAACCUGGACCCCAUACUUCCACCAUUUGAGAAUGAUGGCCAAGUCGAGGCUCCUUUGAGUAUUCAAGAUUAUGAUUUUCCGCAGCUAGAGCAGGAUUGUCUGAUGGAAGCACAAUAUAACUGCAACAACCCUCAAUAUGGUAAUGCUGAUGUCAUAACCGAAGCUUGAUUGGUGGUCCAGCAGCACAUUUGGCAGUAACAUUAGCAGGUUUUCGGUGACCAACCUCAGUGCGCAUGAGAUGAGCAGGCAGACGCCUUUGGCAUCCCGGAAUGGCGUGGCCAGAGGGUGUACCGAUGUAUUAUACUGACACAGAGGAAGAUUGUAACACUUGUUGACCAUAUAUGAACUGCUUUACUUUUUCGAGGCAUUUGUUUGGACUGGGGACUUCUUUUUUGUAGUUCUCAUCGUCUUACACUAGCGAUGGCUGCUACCAUCGAAUUCGUUUGAUGUAUAUACUUCGUUUUUUAAAACAUGAGCAGUUUUGUAACUUACCCGCUGUCUUACUUUCACUUUCGCACUUACCUCUGCCUUUUGUACUCGAUCUUUAUAGAUAGUCUAUGUAGAGGCGCCCU
This is a messenger RNA of Oryza brachyantha (malo sina), 1791 nucleotides long. Its product is annotated as heat stress transcription factor A-9. The coding region runs from base 146 to 1387 and encodes 413 amino acids. The transcript has 4 exons. Gene Ontology annotation, cellular component: nucleus. Gene Ontology annotation, biological process: regulation of transcription by RNA polymerase II. Lineage: Eukaryota; Viridiplantae; Streptophyta; Magnoliopsida; Poales; Poaceae. Gene Ontology annotation, molecular function: RNA polymerase II cis-regulatory region sequence-specific DNA binding; DNA-binding transcription factor activity. The record is from RefSeq and is a predicted model, not a curated record.